This is a messenger RNA of Leptinotarsa decemlineata (Colorado potato beetle), 1892 nucleotides long. RefSeq lists its product as uncharacterized. The record is from RefSeq and is a predicted model, not a curated record. Lineage: Eukaryota; Metazoa; Arthropoda; Insecta; Coleoptera; Chrysomelidae.
UUACCGUUAUGAAAUUCCGGCUUUCAAAUACCCUCAUCAUUUCAAAUCUUUCUUAUCUGGAUCAUUCCCCAAGUAAUAAUCUCGAUGGAAAGGAGUAUGGAAGACGAAUUUGAUUCAAAGCACGAUCUGAAUACUGUACUGGGAACUAUUUUUUUGUUUUUGAAAAAUCAGAAUUUCUUCAAGACUUCCGAAGCUUUCAAAAAUGACUGCGAGAAGUUCGGAAUUCGGCUACCCAACAUUUCUGGAAAAGUGUUUUUUAGAACCGAUGAACACGCCGGCACUAUUGACGAUUGUAAACGGUCAAAACAAUUCAUCGAUAAGCGAAUUAUCUUGGAGACGUUUUUGGAGAAACAUGAAGAAACCCAGCCAUCCAAAGAAAAACAAAGGCAUGCUGGAAAUUCUGCCGAGCUUCAACAGCAAUCGCUGAGACAGAAGUUCAGUCAACUUCAAGAAGAGUAUAAGAAUUUGCUAGCCGUCACCUCAGAACUGACGAAUGCUUUACAAAUGAAUAUCUUGAGCCAAGCAAAAAGUGUCAACAUCGUUUUGGACCAGUGUAAAACGAUAUAUCCUUCAUUAUUCCAAACACCGCGGAAUGAGGAAGAAUCCAAAGAAAUGAAAGUGUCUGUAGUGGAAGGGAGUAGCGUACCAAUAAGUAGUUGCCUGGAAAAUAGUGAGGUGGAAUUGGAUAAAAGACUACCCUCUGUUGAGUUGCUGAAUUCAGAUCUUAGUACAGACGACAAUGAGCAGACUUCGUCGCACAGAACUCAAGCUCAAGUAUCUGCAUCUCCUUCCCAAGGCGAAAUAAAAGAUAUAUUAGAAACGAUUUUGAAUAGGGCUUUAUAUUUUUUGAACGAUAAACAAAACGCUGUUGAUUGUUGUGCAUACGAUAAAGCAUACUUAGAAAGUGCAGAUGAAAUCUCCAAGAUGUUAGAGAAUAUACUUCUGAAGGUGAUGGCUUCCCCAAGAUGUAAAUCUGGCUCCUCUAGCUGCUGCAAAGACAAUUCGGUUUUUGAAACCAGCAAAACGCCAAUGACUGCAAGAAAUGAUGCUAGCUUCAAGUUUCAACCAGAAAUGGACACCCAUAGUAUUAGUCAGAACAUCCAAAGAGAGGAAGAACCCCAUCCAGAAAAAGAAAUCAAUGUUACAGGCGAUAUCUUGUGUCAGACUCCCGUGGCAUGGUUCAAAGGAGAUAGAAAGAUUAUCUGUGGUACAAAUAGACCUCGCAGCGUUGAGGAGUGUGUUAGAGGAAUUAAGGUGGAGAAUCUCCGGUGCAGUAGUUGUUUUAGCUUAAAUAGCCUUAAGGAGAGAGAAAACUUUCCUAUAACGAAAAAAACUGUGAUAGAAGAAUCUCCGAAGAAAUACGACGAGCAGCUACAGUCAUCUCCACAGGUUCAGACUAAUGACGAAACGAAAAACAGCAACCAUGAGAAAGCUGGAAAAAUUCCACUACAUGUGGUUGAGGAAAGAAAAUCUGUGAAACCAAUCCAACAGUUCGUCAAGUUCCAAACCCCAUUGUGCUACUUGGAAAUUUGUCGCAGGCUGCAGGACGGCAAUAAAAAUUGCAGGUGUAGGUAUUGUGUUCCUGGAAAAAGCAGAUACUACUGUGGUUGUUACGACGUGAUUCGUAAAGACAUUGAAGAAGAAACAGAUGGCAUAGAUGACGAAACAACUUAUAGAAAAAUCAACUUUUUCAAGAAUUUAUACAACAAUCAUGAAAUUGGUGGACCAAAAGUUCUAGAUCAUUAUAUGUGUGAAAGACGAUGCAGUGUUUGCAAGGAUGUGAUUUGCAAGUGCGCUUUUGAAUCAAGACCUAAAAUUCGGCGAACACCACCAGAAUAAUGUAUUGCCAAAAAAAAAUUAUUAUCAUAAAUUUAUCCAAAAAACACCAGCGA